AUGUCGACUCUUACUCGUACAUUCAGAAAUCUGUGGCGGAUUGGGUUUAAGGAAUAUGGACAUCAAAUGCAGUAUAUUGGUGACACCAAAGCUGGAACACUGAUCGCAACCGACCGUUUCGGAAACAAAUACUACGAGAACAUGGAGGAACUUCCCCUCCGUACCCGAUGGGUCGACUACAAGGAAAAGGAAUUCGACGCCGCUCAGAUCGAACCCGGCUGGCACGCAUGGUUGGCCUACAUGGUUGACGCUCCCCCGACUGCCGACAAGCUUCUACGGACCGGCGUGCGCCCGUGGGAACUGCCAGAGCACCGCAGCAACCUGACAAUGUCUCGCGGAGCUUACAAGCCGUACUCAACUGUGCGCUCCAAGUACUCUGCUUGGCAACCAGUUGCUGCACCUCGAUAG
Messenger RNA from Talaromyces marneffei, 408 nucleotides. RefSeq lists its product as uncharacterized. Gene Ontology annotation, cellular component: membrane. Lineage: Eukaryota; Fungi; Ascomycota; Eurotiomycetes; Eurotiales; Trichocomaceae. The record is from RefSeq and is a predicted model, not a curated record. The coding region runs from base 1 to 408 and encodes 135 amino acids. The transcript has 7 exons. Gene Ontology annotation, biological process: mitochondrial respiratory chain complex I assembly; response to oxidative stress.